Ilyonectria robusta is the source of this 385-nucleotide messenger RNA. RefSeq lists its product as uncharacterized. The annotation marks the transcript as partial. NCBI's taxonomy places the organism in Eukaryota, Fungi, Ascomycota, Sordariomycetes, Hypocreales, Nectriaceae. The record is from RefSeq and is a predicted model, not a curated record. The transcript has a single exon.
CAAUGCCGUGCCCCUCCUCCCCGGCGUCCGGCACCGCACAGCGCACACCAUCCCGUCCAGCCCAGUCCUUGCUCGGCCGGCCCGUUCCCACUUGUUCCUAUUUGCUCCGCCCGUCGGGAUCCCGUCGGUGUCUUGCCGUCUCCUCUCGUCUGCCUGCCGUUCGGAUCCUAUCUAGCCGCCUCGCCGGAACCCAACGUCCGGCCCUCGCCUUAGAUUGGCCUUGACCUUGAAAUGGUCCAAGUGACAAGUCGGACAUUCAACCGCCACUUCACCCCCUCUUGAUACUUGCACGUCACUGGUCCAUGGCCUCACUCCAGCAGCCACUGAAAUCACCGACAUGUCGUGUCACUCCUCUCACCGGUUACAUGCCCAAUCUCGACUCCCC